AUGUUGCUGAUAAGUCUUCUUCUUCUUGUGGUGUUGAACCUGGCUUUCACCUUCGCGCAGCAACCGAACUUCUACUUCCCACCAGGCACCAGCGAUUCACAGAAACAACAGUUUUACCAAGCAUUUCGAGAUGCUAUAACCCUUGCAAGGUUCGCGGCGACCACUGGAGAUCCAUGUGACCAGGCUUUCCGUAGAUACUUCCAACCACAGGAUUAUGAUUUCGUGCAAAACAUCUUCAAAGAGAUCGCCAAUAUCCCGAUCGCCGAGAACCCCAACCCGAUGGAUAUCAGCCGGUUGGUUUCGAGGUCUGAAUUCAACCCUAAUUUCACCAGCUUGAGCAUCUCAUUGGGGAAUCAUCCAUUGUGGACCUCGGAGGUCACUAGCAGAUGUGACUCUGAUCCAAGGAAUGGUGGCGUCCUGGGGAGGUUGGUCACUCAAUUUUGGGCGGGGGUCCAAUAUCAAGGUCUCAUGGCCAUUUGCCCCCAGUCGAUUCUGUUCAGUUAUUUGGGAUCUCUCCAAGAGACAGAAAAUCCACCGGCUUGGGCAAGGGCCAACAGGGAUCCCAACGGACAACCUCUACCAGGAUUUGGCUGCGGCGGGCUCAGCGACCAUGAUUCAAGUCUCAUGUUGGUACUUGGAGCCGUCUUCUUGCACGAGAUGCUGCAUUGGCCCAGGUUGGUGCGCUGGGUUCCGGAUUAUGACAAGCUCAUACCCCUUGACCAAUACGGACAGCCUACCAUCGUGGACUUUGUGCCAUCGCCGGGACAAUAUCCACCUGCCGGGUACGGACCCCUGUAUGCAAAAACCAUCAAUGAAGGGCAGCCUCUGAAUCCGCAGACAGGAAAAUCAGCGUCCAUCCAGAACUCAGACAACUACGUCUGGUAUGCGUUGUCGAAAUACUGGUCCUUCAAAUGUGGGAGAGUCUUUGGACCUUCCUUCACACAAUACGAUAUGCAGACCAUCCUUCAGAGAAUGAAGCCGCCCUGA
Messenger RNA from Exophiala xenobiotica, 987 nucleotides. RefSeq lists its product as uncharacterized. The record is from RefSeq and is a predicted model, not a curated record. The transcript has 2 exons. Gene Ontology annotation, molecular function: metallopeptidase activity. NCBI's taxonomy places the organism in Eukaryota, Fungi, Ascomycota, Eurotiomycetes, Chaetothyriales, Herpotrichiellaceae. Bases 1 to 987 code for a protein of 328 amino acids.